Molecule: messenger RNA, 1073 nt
Organism: Dentiscutata heterogama
Lineage: Eukaryota; Fungi; Glomeromycota; Glomeromycetes; Diversisporales; Gigasporaceae
Source: the annotation of a GenBank genome assembly
UUAUUAUCGGAGGAGGUUUUUUCCAAUUACCUCCUGUGGAGGAUACGGCAGAAAUGAUUUUUGAAUCAUCAUGUUGGAAAGGACUAAAUUUGCAAUAUAUUUACUUGAAGGAUGUUUUUAGACAAAAGGAUAAGGAUUUUGUUAGAGUUUUAAAUAAUAUUCGUUGUGGAAAGUUAUCCAACUAUGAAUUAAAUUAUUUGAAAAGGUUGGAAUCAUCUAAGGCUGAUUAUAACGGAGCCAUCAAAUUAUAUUAUCAUAAUAAGGAUGUUAAUAGGGUAAAUAUCGAAGUUUACAAUGCUUUGAAAUCUACAGAAGUUAAAUAUAUUUCGACAGAUAAUUCUGAAUAUCGCAGAAUAAUUUUGGAGUUGGAACUUAAAGAUAAAGGAGGUGAUCAAGCAGUAAAGAUCAAGGAGUUGAGAUCGAGAUAUGAUGAAGCAUGUAAGACUUUUCUUAAAGAAACGUUAUCACAGAAAGAGCUUUAUCUGAAGUAUGGGGCACGUAUUCAAGUGAUUAAAAAUUUAAAUGAUAAGGUUGCGAAUGGUAUGUUAGGUACUUUAAGUGGUUGGUAUAAACGAGAAUCUGGUGUAUCGAGGAGUGAUAAUUUGGAUAAUUUGGAUAAUCUUCGUAUAUAUAAACGUGAUUUAGGUAAAAAUGUAAGAUACGAAGAUUAUGAUCCCUUAGUGAUUUUAGAUAAAUACCCUGGUAAAUUUAUUCGUAUUCCAAAGGUGAGCUUUGAUUACAUUGUUCCAAGGGCGAGCAUUGGUUGUAUUGAUCCAAAUGGUCCUGAUAUCAAAGCUUAUACAAGGAUUCAAUAUCCAUUAAAGUUAGCAUAUGCUUCAACAGUACACAAGUCACAGAGUUUGUCUAUUCCCAAAGUGGAUGUGUAUGCCGAUGGGUUUGAUCUUUCACUAUUCUAUACCGCGUUAUCAAGAGUCACUGAUCCCUCAGGUUUGAGAUUGUAUAAUUUCAAUCACAAAUUUCUUUCUAUGAAGAUCAAACAGGGCAAAGAACGGAUCGACAAAUUGAAAAAAUUCUAUAAUGAGUGUUUUAAAAUAGAUCCAUCUAAAGUUUAA